This is a messenger RNA of Cryptomeria japonica (Japanese cedar), 6435 nucleotides long. RefSeq names its product sister chromatid cohesion protein SCC2. The transcript has 28 exons. Gene Ontology annotation, biological process: regulation of gene expression; establishment of protein localization to chromatin; establishment of mitotic sister chromatid cohesion. The coding region runs from base 551 to 5818 and encodes 1755 amino acids. NCBI's taxonomy places the organism in Eukaryota, Viridiplantae, Streptophyta, Pinopsida, Cupressales, Cupressaceae. The record is from RefSeq and is a predicted model, not a curated record. Gene Ontology annotation, molecular function: chromatin binding. Gene Ontology annotation, cellular component: Scc2-Scc4 cohesin loading complex.
AAUUUGAAACAUCUGAAAAUUUAUUUACUAGUAUCCAUCAGCGUGUAUGGCAAGACUUAAACCCAGAAAAACUCUUUAACAAAAUAUGUUAAACCCAGAAAAACUCUUUAACAAAAUAUGUUAAACCCUAAUCCCUUUCAAAGCCAAACAUUUUUUUAUUACACCGCUCGUCCAGCUGUCACACAUGAAAUUUACCAAAAUGCAAAACCAGGGGAAAAAAUAUCCACCGGCUUUUCGUCUAUGGAAUAUGAGAUGCAAAUGAUUUUGUUCGUGGGGAGGAAUAAUUUGUUCAAUUUUCAUUUUGCCCUAGCAGUCACAAAUUUACACUCUCUGCGACAGCUGUAACUCGUGAUUUUACUGUAAAAAUUCUGGGAGUAAAGGCUUGUAGUGUUGCAGCGCGGCUAAAGCAUUUCACUGGACUUUCAUAAUUAUGAAUUAUAAUAUUUAGAGGAAUUUGUCCGCGGCAGUGAAAAGCAAAGGACAUGUUGGAGUAAUUUGAAUGAUGUAAGCUGUAAUGUGAAGAGAGAAGGGGGUAGAAUUUUGUUGAGGCAUGGCUACUCACAGGCUUUGCUUAACCAGUCACACAGAAAUUGUGCCUUAUUUACCUCUACUUCAUCUUCCUUUCUGCUUUGGGGCCAAUUCACAGGAGCUUUCUUUGGUUGAAGAUGGAGAGACUGCGUCGCGAGUUCGAGCCGCGGAGAGCUCUUCAGUAAUGUCUGUAGGCAGCAAAAUUGCAGAGCUUCUUAAAGCCACCGACGUCAGUUAUUUGUGUCUAAAAUAUCAUAUGAGAAAUGAGGAAGCUUUAGUUUCAAGUGAUACAGCAAGUGUUCUUGCAGCUGUUCUUGAUCAUGAUCCUAGUGCUUUCAGUUGUAAAACACCAGGUAAUGGCAAGCUGCGGGGUUUUCAGCAUUCUUCUUCUGAUAGAGGUUCUCAACAAAAUCAACACAGUGGAACUCCAUUGACAUAUAGUCAUAAAGGAUCUUCUGCCAAUCCUCAAGAUAUGCAAACACCUCUAUCUGCAACAAAGUCAAGGUUAAGAAGAAAAGUUGCUAAUGGAACAAAGAAUUCAGGAGAGAAUGCACCUGGAAUUGUUGAUCUUGGGAGGGAUACUGGUGUUGGCCAUCUCUGUGAAAUCGUGGAUGGGUUGUUUGAAAGAACAGAGCUACCUGGUGAAGAAGAUGGGGAAGGAUCUUCAUGUAUUCCCUUUUCUAAUAUCAAAGUAAUUGAAGAAGAAGUUAUGGCAGCAGAUUUGAGGAAAACUUUAAAUCUUGUUCCAGUUGGGCAUAUUGUUAAACUGUUGGAUAUACUCAGACAGUAUGUAUGCCACUCUUGCGAUAAGGCUCUUGGUGAUGAAGAUGAUGUUGAUUCUGACAACUACAUCAGCAUCAUGUCUGCAUUAGAGGCAGUUCAGCUUUCUCUCACAAUCAUGACUCAUCCAAAUAUGCCAAAGCAAGUGUAUAAAGAGGAGAUUAUUGAUAAAAUUGUUGACUACUCAAGGCAGCAAAUUGUACAGAGUGUUUUUAUUGCAUAUGAUCCUUCAUAUUGGAUGAUCCAUAAAGGUGGUGGAACUGAUGGUAUUGAAGAAGAACAUGUCAACCAACAUAGCAAGUCAGGAAAGAAAGGGCGUUGCCAGAGCAAGGGUUGGAAGACUAGAAAGUCAGCAUCCACCAAGGUUUCUACUGCAGUUUCAAAUGUGUUCUACAAACUCUGCAGUAUUCUUGGUUUAUUUAAGGAUCUCCUUUCAAUUGAACGACUCUUAGAUAGUUCUGUUCUUCAGCUGAUCAAGACAAGCCUUACAACAUUCACUAUUGAGAAUAUACAGCUAUUGCAGUUAAAGGCUAUUGGUGUUACAUGUGCGGUAUUCAGCUCAUACCCUGAGUAUCGAACAAUUAUCAUGGAUGAAAUUGUUCAGCUACUCUGGAAGUUGCCAUCAUCAAAGCGAAAUCUCAGAUCUUAUCAUUUACCAGAUGAUGAACAGAAACAGAUUCAGAUGAUAACUGCCUUGGUACUGCAGUUGGUUCAAUGCAGUGUCACUCUACCAGAACCAAUCAAGACAGCUUUUGCAGUUAAUGCUGCUGCUGCUGCUGAUUUUGAUCCAUCUAAGUGCUUUGAUUCUGCAGUUGAAUCCUGUAGAUAUUUCUGGGGAAAUCUUCUACAGUAUUUGUCAGUUCCCAGAUCUCAGGACAUUUCUGACAUUAAAAUCAUUAUUGAGAACCUUGUUAUAGAUUUAUUGAUAACAAUAAAUGUACCGGAGUAUCCUGCAGCAAGUCUUCUGCUUCAGAUUCUAUGUGUUCUACUUUUUGGAAAUGCUGGACUUAAGUCUAAAGAUGUAAUUGUGCGUGGCAUAGCAAUUGACCUUCUUGGCCAGAUUGCUGCUAGACUGAAGCGUGAUAGUGUGGUAUGCAGCAAUGAUAAACAUUGGAUCUUGCGGGAGUUAUGGGAAGAUAGUUCAGAAUAUGUUGUCCCAGAGGAGAUGUGUGUUGUCUGUCAAGGGCAAAGAACUGCAAACUUUAUGAUAGUUUGUGAGGGCUGCCAGCAAGUGUUCCAUGGUGAGUGCAUUGGUUACACUGGACAUAAUCAGACAAGCCGUGGUUGGGUCUGCUAUUGUUGCAUAUGCAGGAAGCAGCUUGCAUCUCUUAAUUCUCAUUUUCAAGUGCAAAGUGAGAAGCUUAAAGACAGUGAACCUUGCUUUCGAAUAAAGGGAGUUGCUGUUAUUGAGCAGAUCCUCUUAAACUAUCUUAAGGAAGUUGGGUCCACAGAUAAUUUGGUUACAUAUGCUUGCCAGUUUUACUUAUGUGAGUGGUUUAAAGAUGAACCAAAUGCAUUACAAAUGCUUCCAUUCUACCAUGGGAGGUGUAACUUAAAGGUUCAAUCUAUGGGCUUUGGAAUUGCUUCUGCUAGUUUCUCCAGGGAUGUUAUCACAUGCAUUUCAGCAGCUUUAGGGCAAAAGAGAGCUCUGGCGCGUGGAUUUGAUAAAAUUCUUGAUAGAUUACUGGUUAGUUUACAAGAGAACUCACCAACACUUCGAGCCAAAGCACUAAGAGCUGUUAGUACAAUUGUUGAAGCAGAUCCUGGAGUAUUAGGAGAUACACAUGUCAGGUGUGCUGUAGAGGGCAGGUUUCUCGACUCUGCUAUCUCUGUGCGAGAAGCAUCCGUGGAGCUUGUUGGUCGUCAUAUUGUCUCUCGUCCUGAUGUGGCUGAGAAGUACUUUAACAAAGUUGCAGAGCGUAUCAUGGACAAAGGAGUAAGUGUGCGGAAGCGUGUAAUCAAAAUUAUUCGAGAUAUAUGCAUUAUGCAAUGCAAUUUUGCGAAAACCACUGAUGCUUACUAUCACAUAAUUUCCAGAAUCAGUGACGAAGAGACUAGUAUACAGGAUCUUGUUUGUAAGACUUUCUAUGAGUUGUGGUUUGAAGAACCUUCCAGCAGUCAGACCGGUUUUGUUGGAGAUGGAAGUAUUGUCCCACUUGAAAUAGCAGAGCGAACACAACAACUAGUUAAUGUACUUAUUAUGUUGAACAACAAUCAGCCAUUAGUUACUAUUAUUAGACGCACAAUGGCAUUGGACUUCUGUGUGUCCAAAAAUUCUGGAACAAGUGCAGUAUCGCAGGCAGCUGUUCGAAAUCGCUGUGAACUAAUGUGCAAGUGUUUGCUAGAAAGUAUUCUGAAGGCAGAAGAAACAAAUACUGCUGAAUGUGAAAUCCAGGCACUUCCAUAUGUACUGGCCUUGCAUGCUUUUUGCAUUGUGGAUCCAACCUUAUGUGCACCUGCAUCUGAUCCAUCACGAUUUGUGGUCACUCUUCAGCCUUAUCUUAAAACACAGGCAUAUAAUCGAACCAUUGCUCAGCUGCUUCAGAGUAUUGUAUUUGUUAUUGAUGCAGUGCUACCUUUCCUCCGAAGGCCACCGCCGAAUUUUGUGGAAGAACUUGAACGAGAUUUGAGGCAGCUGAUUGCUCGAUAUUCUUUUCUAUUUGUUGUAGAUGCAUGUAUAAAGUGUCUUUGCGCACUCACUAAAGUUUCCACAAAAGGAGUGACCUCAUUUGGGUUCCUCCUUAAAAAGUUCUUCAAGUAUCUACAUGCUGGGCAUAAGGUUCUAUAUGGAACUACAGAUCAACCGCUUUUGCUGCGUUGCCUUUACUGUCUUGGAUUGCUUGUCCGAUAUGGAGCAGAACUGAUUGAUUGUGAGGAUAAAGGAGAUAUUAGUGUCAUAGAUAUUCUCUCUCUGUUCAAACAUUACCAUCAUUUGGAAGAUGUUGUUGUGAAGGCACGCUCCUUACAGGCCCUGGGUUUUGUUUGCAUUGCAAAACCUGAAUUUAUGAUGGAGAAGGAUAUCAGGAUUAUUUUGGAGGAAUCAUUAUCUUCUAAUUCAGACACACGGAUCAAGGUUCAAGCAUUGCGGAAUUUUUACGACUACCUGGUAGAUGUGGAGGAACAAAUGGGACAAGUGGAUAUUGAUAAUGAUAGUCGAGUUACAAAGGAGAAUGGUGCUGUUCCUGUUGCUGCUGGGGAGGGUGAUAACAAUAUCUGUGGAGGAAUAAUUCAAUUGCAUUGGCAGAACAUAUUGGAGAAAUGCCUUGAUGUAAAUGACCAGGUCCGGCAAUCUGCUCUCAAGAUUGUGGAGAUUGUGCUUCGACAAGGUCUGGUGCAUCCGGUGACUUGUGUACCAUAUCUCAUAGCCUCUGUGGUAGAUGAACAGGAGACAAACUCAAAUAUGGCUCACUCCCUAUUGAUUUAUAUGAAUGAGAAGUAUCCUUCAUUUUUUGAUAGUCGAAUUGGUGAUGGCAUUGAGUUGUCCUUUAGAUUCAUUCAGUCAGUACAUGGUAAAGUGUUUGAAGAUGGAAGUAAUAAUUUUGAUGGAAGCACAGCUGCAAGUGUGAAAGGAGGAAUAUCACGAAUCUACAAUCUUAUUAGGAGGAGCCGUGUUUCGAGAAACAAGUUUGUUUCAUCAAUUCUGCAUAAGUUUGAUCAUGGGAGCUUGGAGAAUUCAUCACUUCUUUUUCUUGUUUAUUGUACAGAAGUUCUUGCUUCUCUUCCAUUUGUUAAUUCGGAUGAACCUUUAUAUCUAGUGCAAGUGAUUAAUCGUACAGUGCAACCUAGGGCUGGAAACUUAGAAGCUAGUAUGAAGAAGCUGGCUUCUGAAGGACCUUUCCAGAAAAUAAUGAAGAGAGCACUCAAAACAGUAGAAGGGAACAAGCAUAAGGGGAACAAAGAAGUUGAUAGUUUCCAGGUUAUAAAGUUACGAACCAGUGGAGUCUUUAAAGCUCUUGAUGAAAUACAAGGAAUUACAGCCAACUCUAUUCAGAAAGUGAAGGCAGAUUGUCAUGCCGCAGUUGCCUUUUCAUUACUGUUAAGAUUGAAAAGACACAUGAAAAUUGUGUAUGGACUGUCUGAUGCUCGUUGUCAGGCGUUUUCUUCUACUGAGGCCAUUAGGUUGGGGGAUGUUUUGACUAAACAAAAUAUACCAUUUAGCACUGUGGGCAUUCCUACUGCUUCCCCUAGGACUGUGCAACAAGUGCUUGAACAAUAUCAGGUUCUUAAAAGGUCACUGGAAGAAGAUUCUUUUGAUUAUUCUUCUCCAGCCAAUGUAUCCAGGAAAAGGCCUCGGACCGUGGUUCUUGAGGCAGGCGAAGUUACAGGAGAUCUUCAGUCUAAUGGUCAUAUACCAUCAAAGAGCCUUAGAAGAAAGAAUUUAUUUGCUUUACCUAAGAAUGACAAAGGUGAGAUUAGUGAGGGCAACAGUGAAGAUGAGUAUCAACCGCACCAUAAGCAGAAGCGCCCUGAUAAUAAUGCGCCACCAAAAUCCAGAAGGAAAAUCUUGUAAAUAGUAAGAAAUGUUUUGCUGGUUGCUUCCGAGUACUCAUUUGGCAACUGAUAUAUAUUCUUUUGGCGAAUACAAGUUAUUGUAUUGGUUGUACUUGUAAACCAUGUAAAAUCUUUGGUCCACAACGUGCUGGAAAUAUUUGGCAAGAGAACAUCUUCAGAUGUGGAUCUUAAGGCAAUUUAUGUAUAUCAUCUGUUAACUAUGUCAGUUUUUUAAUCUCUAUUAUUUACUUUGCAGACAUUCUUUAAAAAAGUAUUUCGAGGUAACAAAAUCAGAGAACACAAUUAGAUAUGCGAUCAAGUCCUCCAGGGCUUGUAUGUAAUUAUUCAAUAAUUUUCUCAUGUUGAUUUAUUUUCUGGCAUGAUCCACAUUUGGAUAUCGGUUUUCUGCUGUAUCGGUUGUUUCAAGACAGUUCAAAUAAAAUGGAUCUCCAAACAAGAAGUACACUCUUCAUUGACUCAAAAUUGAGUUACUAUCCGGGGUGUUUGAAUGUGGGAAGUCUCACACCAAAUUUGCUGUCUAAGGUGUUGGUGUAGAACAAACUCAUCUCUAAGCUAAGAACAUCUAGAAAUGAUAACCUUCAGGAGAAAUUUUUAAAAUGAUUUUUGUUUUUCUUC